This is a messenger RNA of Brassica napus (rape), 1168 nucleotides long. RefSeq names its product probable calcium-binding protein CML35. The transcript has a single exon. The record is from RefSeq and is a predicted model, not a curated record. The coding region runs from base 316 to 957 and encodes 213 amino acids. Gene Ontology annotation, molecular function: calcium ion binding. Lineage: Eukaryota; Viridiplantae; Streptophyta; Magnoliopsida; Brassicales; Brassicaceae.
GAAGAAAUAAAACUUGAAUUGGUUAGUCAUCGACUCAUCGUAAUAAUAAAUGAAAAUCUAGAAAUAAGGAAAAUUUAAAAUAAUAAAAGCAAAAAAGGAAGAAAAUAGAGGAAUGAAUGAAAUAUGAUAUGAUAGUGUUUUAGGAUAUUUAAGUAUCAAAAUCAUCGAACCACUCUAUCCACGAAGCUUCGUGGAAGCUGCCAUGGCUUCUCUCUUUCUCUCCCCAUUUAAUACCUUCCUUCCUCGCUCUUUCCUCUCACACCAACAAGAUACUCAACAACAACAUCUCCUCCUCCUUUUAUCUUCUUCUCCGACAUGAAGCUCGCCGCUAGCCUCAAGCGUGUGUUCCGCUCCAAGUCCAAAGGUUCUGUCUCAAGAUCCGAACCGUCUUCCUUCAGCUCCGCCGCUUCUUCCUCCUCCUCCGACGGUGGCUCCUACGGUAACCUCAAGCCAGGCCCCGCCGCUACACCCGUCAGUGUUCUCCCGCAAAGCUCCGGUGAUUUCUACUCCGAGCUGGUCGAAGCGUUUAAGUUGAUAGACCGAGACGACGACGGUGUGGUUUCAAGAAAAGAACUCGCGGCGCUUCUUAGCAGGCUCAGCCCUGAACCGCCGAGUCAAGAAGAGGUGAGUAUGAUGCUCAGAGAAGUAGACGCUGACGGCUGUAUCAGCCUCGAGGAGCUUGCUAGCCGCGUGGCUGGUUCAACCUCGGGGGAAGGGUGUGUAGAGACGGAGGAGAUGAGAGAGGUGUUUGAGUUUUUCGACGCGGACCGCGACGGGAGAAUCUCGGCGGAGGAGUUGCAUAGAGUUUUUGGAGUUAUCGGAGACGAGCGUUGCACGUUAGAGGACUGUGUGCGUAUGAUAGCGACUGUUGAUAGGAACGGUGAUGGUUUUGUUCGGUUCGAUGACUUUUGCCGCAUGAUGGAGCUUCAGGCUCCAGCGAUGAAUGAUCAUCAUUGAGUCAUGUUGUAUGAUUGAAAUGAUAAUGACAUCGUGCCAUGCUCUCUCUCUCUCUUUUUCUUUUUGCCUUAAUAUUACUUGUAAUUUCUAUUUUGCGGUGGGUUUUAAUUUCGUGACGGAAAGCAAGUUAACCGUCGGUUUCUCUAAAAUUUUACUCAUGCACAUGUGUCACUCUCCGGUUGGAUUAAAAAAGUUUACUUAUCAUAUACCA